AUGUCUUUACCAAGAUUCCAAAAAUCAAACUUUGGGACAUAUGAUAAUUACAUUCCAGUCAGUGAAGUAAGCAAAAAAUCAUGGAAUCAGCAGCACUUUGCCCUACGAUUUCCCAAACCACCACGACCAGGACGAAAAAGGAGAUCAAUACCUUCCCAACUAAGAGACCAAUCACUUACUAAACAUGAUGCGGAAAUAAAAAAGGAGGGAGGCCAUAGACGACCACUGUGGAUGCACCGUUCUUUAAUGACAAUUUCUGAGAGGCCAUCUGAAUAUUUAGCAGCCAGGCGGCAACCUCCAACUCAAGUCAGCCUAAAAAAGGAGGAGGCUAAAAAAGAACCUGCGCCCCCAGUUUUUAAGAAAGAUGAAAUCAAGAAAGAAACAGCACAAGCAGAACCCAAAACAAAGCCAAAAAAAGAUAAGGAUGUACCAGUAAAAGCAGAAACCCCAAAAGAUGUUGCAGUUAAAAGCGCCCCAGAAGAGAAGGGCAAGGAUUCAGGUAUAGAAUCAGAAUCUGAGAAAAGUUCAAAGAAUGGUGGGAAAUCGGAAAAGAGAGCUUCAAAACGAAAGCCAGUAGGCAAGGAUUCAGGUACAGAAUCAGAACCCGAGAAAGUUGUAAAGAAAGAUGCAAAAUUGGAGAAGAAAGCUUCAAAAAAACAGACAGCAGGGAAGGAUUCAGGUACGGAAUCGGAACCCGAGAAAGGUGUAAAGAAAGAUGCAAAAUUGGAAAAGAAACCUUCAAAAAAAAAGACAGCAGGGAAGGAUUCAGGUACGGAAUCAGAACCCGAGAAAGGUGUAAAGAAAGAUGCAAAACCGGAAAAGAAACCUUCAAAAAAAAAGACAGCAGGGAAGGAUUCAGGUACGGAAUCGGAACCCGAGAAAGAUGUAAAGAAAGAUGCAAAACCGGAAAAGAAACCUUCAAAGAAAAAGACAGCAGGGAAGGAUUCAGGGACAGAAUCAGAACCUGAGAAAGGAGAUGCAAAGAAAGAAAAGAAAGGGUCAAAGAAAGGCAAGGAUUCUGGUGCAGAAUCAGAACCUGAGAAAGGAGAUGCGAAGAAAGAAAAGAAAGGGUCAAAGAAAGACAAGGAUUCAGGGGCAGAAUCAGAACCUGAGAAAGGAGAUGCAAAGAAAGAAAAGAAAGGGUCAAAGAAAGGCAAGGAUUCAGGUGCAGAAUCAGAAAAUGAGAAGAAAGCGGAAAAGAAGCAAGCAACAAAAGAUGAUAAAAAUGCUGAGAAGGACAAAAAGUCAAAGAAAGACAAGAAAAAGGAGGAGAGCAAAACAUCUAGUGCAGAUAGUAUAUCCAAGGAGAAUGCCAAGAAAGAUGCCAAGAAAGAUGCCAAGAAAGAUGCCAAGAAAGAUGAUAAGAAAGCUGCAAAUCCAGGUGAAUCUCCAAAGAAGGCUUCAAAGAAGAAAAAGUAG
Molecule: messenger RNA, 1419 nt
Organism: Sorex araneus (European shrew)
Lineage: Eukaryota; Metazoa; Chordata; Mammalia; Eulipotyphla; Soricidae
Gene: CYLC2
Product: cylicin 2
Exons: 4
Coding region: 1-1419 (472 amino acids)
Cellular component (GO): nucleus
Molecular function (GO): structural constituent of cytoskeleton
Source: RefSeq, a predicted model, not a curated record